Porites evermanni is the source of this 399-nucleotide messenger RNA. The record is from the annotation of a GenBank genome assembly. NCBI's taxonomy places the organism in Eukaryota, Metazoa, Cnidaria, Anthozoa, Scleractinia, Poritidae.
AAUCCUUUUCUUUACAAUACUUUUAAUCUACCAAACAAUGCUAAAAUGUCUCGCUGUUAUCUCGAGGUUGGAAAUGGAAAUGAGUACCCUGAUAUUCAUUUUAAACCAAAUACAGAUCCAGCAAGAGUUUUCAGAGAAGUAAUGUCAUACGUUUAUGCAAAUAACGACUUUCAAGGUGGAACACUACUUAAUAGAUCAAAUUUUGAGUCUUUGUUCCCGUUUGUUUACUUUGACCUAACAAAACAAAAAUUGGAUAUAAAAGAUGGAGCUACAAAAUUAGCAUUUCACUACGAACUAUCUGCUAAUCCAAAUGCUGAUUACAAUUUAUACGCUUUAGUCUUACAUGAAAGAAUAGCAGAAAUCGAACAGCAAGGAGGAAAACUAUUGCUACGUGCUUAA